Molecule: messenger RNA, 999 nt
Organism: Colletotrichum chrysophilum
Lineage: Eukaryota; Fungi; Ascomycota; Sordariomycetes; Glomerellales; Glomerellaceae
Exons: 2
Coding region: 1-999 (332 amino acids)
Source: RefSeq, a predicted model, not a curated record
AUGGAUGGAAAAACGAUUUAUACGCUGUUCGGCACCGGAUACGACAACUCCCACGAGCCGAAGCCGCUGGUGAACGAGAAGGGCACGAUCCUGGGUGUCGCCAUCACCUUUGAGACGUUUUACAUCACGAGUGCCUCCUACCAGAUGUCAACAGCCUUCAUCAAACUAUCCCUGCUCUUCCAGUACGUCCGAAUCUACGACCAGCCCGGCUUCCUCCGCAGCGCCUGCAAAGCCAUGAUCCUCUUCACCGGACUCUGGGCCAUCGCCUACAGCUUCCUCGGCUGGAUCCCCUGCUACCCCAUCCGCGCCUACUGGGACUGGCAAGUCCCCGCCGCCCGCUGGGGCUACGGCUCCCUCAACGCCGACAUCUUCUACGGCACCUACGCGAGCCACGCCGCCCUGAACGUCAUCCUCGACCUCCUCGUCCUCGCGAUCCCCGUGCCCCUCUACUUCAAGCGCGACGCCACGCUCAAGUCCAAGCUCGGCCUGCUCGUCCUGCUCACCAUCGGCCUCAUCGUCAACGCCAUCUCGAUCGUCCGCCUCAUCUCCGUGGUCCAGCACAAGGCCGCGACCCUACCGACCCUCGACUACACGUGGUACGCCCCGAUCAGCGUCGUCAUCGCCUGCGUCGAGGUCGACCUGGCCAUGGUGGCGUGCAGCGUACCCAUCUUCUGGCCCGUGUUGCGGAAGCAUUUUGGCGAUUUCGGAGACGGCAUCUUUGUCACCAAGGAGAUCGAGGUCACGCGCGAGGCCAGGCGGUUGGAGAGCGUCGAGUUGGACGAUGACUUGGAGAUGGAGCCGGACAGGAGGUCGAGGGUUGGGAGCGAGGCGAGCCUGCGACAGGAAUCGCGGGCGCCGCCGAAUGGGCGGUAUCUGGACGAGUUUGUGGUGCGGCAGGUUGACCCGUUGGCGAGGAGUAAGAGUGUGGUGACACAAAUCAAGACGGGUGAGGCCGAGGUGGAAGAUGCCAAAUGGUGGAAUAAAGGAAGACUAGAAUAA